AUGAAAAUAAAUGCUAUCACAUCAUGCAUGUCGGACAGUUCGCGACAAACACUCGCAGAGUCAACAUCGACGGAGAAUUUCAGUUACAAACUUUAUCACUACCCUCGAAAACAUGGCUGUUGAAUGUGCCAAUAGUGCAGCCUAUGUAGGCAAGAUUCUUUCAGAAAGGCGAAAGUCUAAGAAACCUCUCAUGGAAAAAAUGCGUCGUGACAGAAUCAACGACAGCUUGAACGAACUCAAGAAACUUGUUCUGGAACUUCUUCAGAAAGAUGCUUCUCGUUAUUCAAAGAUGGAGAAAGCUGAUGUUCUUGAGAUGACCGUGACUUAUCUAAGAGCUAUGCACCGAAAAGACAGUGGCAUUGAAGAUCCUCAGUCACUAGCCGAGUACAGAGCCGGUUUCAACCAGUGCAUGAACGAAGUCAACAGAAGUAUGACAUGCGAAGGAAGUGAGCAGCUCAGGGAACAACUCUUAUCACGCUUGGCCUCAUGUUACCAUAGCAACGCCACUAACCGUGUCGCCACGAGCCACGCGUCAGGGAUUCCCGCCAUGACUCCGAAUUUUCCCGCCAUUGCGCCAAACACCGUCUGGGUUCCAUAUCCUUCACCACCGCCAUCUCCAACAAACCAACCUACAGUUUUUAUUCCCAUAACAAGUCCAGUUAAAACUGAAAUGCUAAGAAUACCAUCUCCUGUCAGUCCAUCGGCGGCUCAAACACAGAAAAUCAGCCUCUCGCCUGCGAGUUCUACCAGCGCCACUACAAAGACACCGCUAUGGCGUCCUUGGUGAUUGAUGAACUGAACUGAAUUUACAGUGUCAGAAUAUGACCAUAAAACAAGCGACAUCGAGAGAAUUUUUCUCUCUCAAAUAAUUUAUGCAGAAGGUCCCACUUUGAAUGUAUACCAUGUAAAUAGUCGCAAUGUAUUUAAAUUGUGAAAAAGAUUUUACAAUCGACAAAGGUUUUAUCAUAUGGAAAUCUGCGUGGCAGUUUUUAAUAAAUAAAUUUGAUCCUGUA
Molecule: messenger RNA, 1013 nt
Organism: Stylophora pistillata
Lineage: Eukaryota; Metazoa; Cnidaria; Anthozoa; Scleractinia; Pocilloporidae
Product: transcription factor HES-4
Biological process (GO): regulation of DNA-templated transcription
Molecular function (GO): protein dimerization activity; DNA binding
Source: RefSeq, a predicted model, not a curated record